CUGGACUGGAGUUCCGAUCCACGACAACGAUAGCGUCGACGUCGAGCCACUCACGAACACCGGAUCGAGUGGUCCAACCUCACCAGCCAGCCCAUCUCAUCGCAGUCAACCCUACAAACGACCGCCCAAGAUGCGAGGGACCCUCCGACUGCUCGCGAGCGUCAAGCCCGUGCGGUUCCUCGAACCCGGCGCACCCACCGGCCUGACAGGCCUCUUCGCCAACGCGUCCCCCCGAGCGACCCUCCUCUACCUGUACUCGAGCACCCUCGACAGGCUGCAGGCCGUCCCCGAGACGUCCCUCUACCGCCAGUCGGUCGAGGCCGUGACAAAACACCGCAUGUCGCUCGUGCAGUCGGUGAAGCCAUCGGGCUACGACGAGUGGCUGGCAAAGGCGCGGCAGAUCCUCGAGAAGCACCCGGAGCACUUCAAGGAGGCGGCGCACAAGACGGCGGACGGUUCCCUGGCCAAGGGCGUGGAGCGGGGCGGCAACUUCUUCGUCCUGCGGCAGACGGAGGUGGAUAUCGACGGCCGGUACAAGGAGUGGGAUGGUGAGGAGGACGAGGGCCCCGAGAAGGAGGGCAGCAGGACCCUGGAGGAGAGGGAGGACCAGUCGCUGAUCUCCUCGCGGGAUCCUUUCGAGGGCGAGGGCAUCGAGUGGACGGAUGAGCCCAAGUUGACGAUCGAUCAAGUUGAGGAGCUCGAGAACAAAAUCGGCGCUGGGCUUAUCGAAGAGGUUAUUCAGGUUGCCGAGGGAGAGCUGAAGCUCAUUGACACGAUGGUGCAGUCCAAGCCAUGGGAGAGCCUCGAGGAGAAGCCCAAGGAGGGACAAUGGAAGUACUUCGAAAGGAAGGAGUAAAGGAAGUUGGAGCUGGGAAAACCCUGAAUUGAAGAAAGACUGGCCUACAAUGUACAGUAGCAGGGAAGCUUGUACAGAUCUACAGCUGCCACCACAAGAGUGCCAAAAAAAAAAAAAACACCCCUAGAUCCACUCAGAUGGAGUCAACCACACCCCCCGGAUAAUCGUCGUUCAUCAAAUACUCAUUCUGGCAAAAGAAGAAAUGCACCCCCCAAAAGGAAGAACAUAGAACGUGUUUCCGUCGUGGGUCAAACCCAUGUGAAGACAUGAGAAGAUCAGAAAACAUGGGUUCAUGUGCCACUGCCCUGAGAGAUUGCUAUGAACCAACCGCCAAAGCCACGCUUUUCAUAUGGUGUGGGCGCUUGCAACCGUGAUAGCCGCAGGAGUGAGCUUUGCCACUGAACCAUGUCACAGCAGAAACAGUGCUGAUUGAAGCAAUUGGCCUCAUAACAAGGUCGAAUAAUGAUACCUGGUCUUCCAGACAUUGUCGGAUGCGGACAAAGAUGUCAACGAACAAGCAUGUAAAACCAUUUUACCAAGCGCACAGAAAGCACUAAAGAGCCGUCAUGCAAAUGAGUAGAGUCUGUUGAAA
Molecule: messenger RNA, 1448 nt
Organism: Diaporthe batatas
Lineage: Eukaryota; Fungi; Ascomycota; Sordariomycetes; Diaporthales; Diaporthaceae
Exons: 4
Coding region: 131-856 (241 amino acids)
Biological process (GO): respiratory electron transport chain
Source: RefSeq, a predicted model, not a curated record